GGCGCCGCGCGCUGCCGGCCGAUAAAGGUCUCGGCGGCGGCGUUUGACGUCACGCGGAGUUAAUUUUAAACCCGGACAAGAUGGCGGAAGGGGACGCGGCGCGGCGCGGCCAGCGAGCGGGGCCGCCAGAUAAGAGUUUGGAGGAGGAUGCCCUGGUAGACUCUGAUGCCCUGGUUAACUCAGAAGAUGAAGCAGAUUUGAAGACACCUUGCCCUAUACAAAUUGUUCUUGCACAUGAAGAUGACCAUAACUUUGAACUUGAUGAAGAGGCACUGGAGAACAUUUUGCUUCAGGAACACAUAAAAGAUCUCAAUAUAGUAGUUGUAUCUGUAGCAGGGGCUUUCCGCAAAGGGAAAUCAUUUCUACUGGACUUCAUGCUUAGAUAUAUGUACAACAAGAAUUCCUCAUGUUGGAUAGGUGGGAACAACGAGCCAUUGACUGGAUUUACAUGGAGAGGUGGAUGUGAAAGAGAAACAACUGGCAUUCAGAUUUGGAGCGAAGUGUUCGUAAUUGACAAGUCUGAUGGGACAAAGGUGGCUGUACUACUUAUGGAUACCCAAGGUGCCUUUGAUAGCCAAUCCACUAUCAAAGACUGUGCGACGGUAUUUGCUCUGAGCACCAUGACGAGUUCUGUCCAGGUUUACAACUUGUCCCAGAACAUUCAAGAAGAUGAUCUCCAACAUUUGCAGUUGUUUACAGAGUAUGGAAGACUUGCUAUGGAAGAAAUUUACCAAAAGCCAUUUCAGACACUAAUGUUCUUAAUUAGAGAUUGGAGCUAUCCUUAUGAACACUCGUAUGGCUUGGAAGGAGGAAAAAAAUUUCUAGAAAAGCGAUUGCAGGUAAAGCACAACCAGCAUGAAGAGCUACAGAACGUAAGGAAGCAUAUUCGCUCGUGUUUCAGCAACCUUGGCUGUUUCCUGUUGCCCCACCCUGGUCUUAAAGUUGCGACUAAUCCAAAUUUUGAUGGGCGGUUGAAUGACAUUGAUGAUGAUUUCAAGAGAGAGCUGCGGGAUCUGGUUCCAUUACUACUUGCUCCUGAAAACUUGGUAGAGAAAGAGAUCAGUGGAUCCAAGGUGACUUGUAGAGAUCUAGUAGAAUAUUUUAAGGCUUACAUUAAAAUCUAUCAGGGAGAGGCGCUACCUCAUCCUAAAUCAAUGCUCCAGGCAACAGCUGAAGCCAAUAAUCUUGCUGCAGUAGCAGGAGCAAAAGACACUUACAACAAAGGCAUGGAGCAGGUUUGUGGUGGAGAUAAGCCUUACAUUGCUCCAUCAGACCUAGAGAGACAGCACCAGGAUUUUAAAGAGUCAGCUGUCAAACAGUUCUGUUCUGUGAAAAAAAUGGGAGGAGAGGAGUUCUGUCGGCGCUACCAGGAGCAGCUUGAAGCGGAGCUUGAUGAAAUCUAUGCAAACUUUGUGAAGCACAAUGAUGGCAAAAACAUCUUUUAUGCUGCUCGUACCCCUGCCACUCUAUUUGCUGUUAUGUUUGCCAUGUAUAUCAUCUCAGGACUGACUGGCUUCCUUGGUAUGAACUCCAUCGCUAGCCUGUGCAAUCUCAUCAUGGGGCUAGCGCUGAUAUCCCUUUGUACUUGGGCAUAUGUUAAGUACUCUGGGGAAUUCAGAGAAGUUGGAACAGCCAUUGAUCAAAUCGCUGAAGCACUAUGGGAACAGGUGUGUUCCAAACUCUUUGAAGUUGUUAGACGUCGAAUGAUUCGCCGUGUUCUUACAUCAGCGCAGCGACAGCGACUCUCGUCCAACAAUAACAAGAAGAAAAAUUAGACAGUAUUGAAGCCCCUGAGUGAUAAUUUGAUGGAGGAUAACAUGAGGCAGUCUGUAACAAACUCUAUCAAAGCAGGCCUCACUGAACAGGUGUCUCAUCAUGCCAGGUUAAAGACAGACUGACAAUCUCCUCUUCAACUCUGCCCUCUCAUCAUAGACAUGCUGUACAAUGAGAACUCAAUAAAAAUAAACCAAAGUUUACAAUCAACUAUAGAUGUAGUUUAGUGUGACUGGCUUCACUGAUUGGUGCCAUCAAGUGUGAAAAAUGAGUUUGUCAACGUUAAGCAUUCUCUUUAAUCUGCUUCUAAGACAGAUCAGUGCCAUGGAGACUGGUAAAUGCGGGGACUCUAAAUGCAGUUGUUGUGUGUUGUGCACGUGUCCCAGGGUGAGUGACUUUCCUCCUUUCCUGAGAUAGUGCAGUCUCUGGCGUGCAAUGGAAAUGUAUCCUCUGUACAAGGGUAUUUCAGGGAAGUAAUUGUCAAAUGUGUACAAGGAAAUCUUGUAACCAUGUGUUUAGCCACCCAAUAUCCCAUUGAAACUUUUAAGUUCUGGAGUAUUUAUAAAAUCACUGUAUCAAGAGUCAGAUUGAAAUGUCAGUGCUAGCUGGCAUCAGUGAAGCCAAUAUUGAGCCACUGUAUAAAGAUCUUGCUUUACUGCUUUUUACACCGCUGUUAUCCCAAUGCAUGUUGGUUCCUCACGAAAAAUGACAUUAGAACUAACUAUUGUAACCAAGGAAGUGAUUCAAAGUGUACAUUUGUCUUGCCUUUUUUGAUUCACAAACUUUGUCCUACAGGAGAUGCAUAUCAGAAAACUGAGCUGUCUUUUUCUGCAGUUUAGCCUUCAUGUAUAUAAUACGCCAUUAAUUUUACUGGGGGGAAGUUCCAUCCAAAAAAAGUUGCCUACAGCUAUGAAGCAAUGAGUUAGGACUGUCUGUACAGCGUGUUUAGUUUUUAUUUUUAAGAAGUCAGAUAGGGCGUGUAUAUGAAAUAUAAAUAUAUAAAUACCAUUUUGUAUCAAAGUUUUGUAGUUUAUGGCAAAACCUGGUUCUGUGGUAGGCUAAGUACAGUCCCCGUGACGGAAUGCUUGUGGCUCAUGUAAACGUGUGAAUGCAUAAACAGUUUGACGUUUUUGAUAUAUUUGUGAUAUUUACCUGCCUUGAGCACUGCGAUCUCUCACCCCCUGGGAAAUCAAUGGGAAUGUUGGUUGUGAAACUUCUUGUCCUGUUGCAUUUUAAAGUUAUUUCCUGUAAUUUAUUUUCAGUACAUGAUUAAAAUAAGUUGUGUAUAUAUGAAA
Messenger RNA from Mauremys mutica (yellowpond turtle), 3068 nucleotides. It is a transcript of the gene ATL2, whose product is annotated as atlastin GTPase 2. The record is from RefSeq and is a predicted model, not a curated record. The transcript is spliced from 14 exons. Gene Ontology annotation, molecular function: GTPase activity; GTP binding. Bases 81 to 1775 code for a protein of 564 amino acids. NCBI's taxonomy places the organism in Eukaryota, Metazoa, Chordata, Testudines, Geoemydidae. Gene Ontology annotation, biological process: protein homooligomerization; endoplasmic reticulum organization.